Messenger RNA from Dioszegia hungarica, 1356 nucleotides. Its product is annotated as Bystin-domain-containing protein. Gene Ontology annotation, cellular component: nucleolus; cytoplasm; preribosome, small subunit precursor. Lineage: Eukaryota; Fungi; Basidiomycota; Tremellomycetes; Tremellales; Bulleribasidiaceae. The transcript is spliced from 9 exons. Gene Ontology annotation, biological process: rRNA processing. Gene Ontology annotation, molecular function: snoRNA binding. The coding region runs from base 1 to 1356 and encodes 451 amino acids. The record is from RefSeq and is a predicted model, not a curated record.
AUGCCUCGAGUUGCCAAACCCCAAAAACCAAGGCACGACCCCCUGCACGUCGAGCUCGAGGCGGACGACUCGCUUCGGCGCUUUGGGCGAGUGAGCAAGUCGGCUCGGCAGAAGCGAGCAACAGAUGAAGGCGAGGAGGGGGUAGGAGCACAGUCGGAAGAUGCGCGAACGAGCAGGCGGAUCUUGGACCUGGCGAGGGAACAGCAGGACGAGAUUGCGCGGGAGAUAGGGAAGGAGGACGACUGGGAGGAUGAGGAUGCAGGAGAGCCGUCAUUCCGGCAGAGAGAUGCGCCGAGGAUGUCAGACGACGAGGAAGAGUUUGAAGAUGGGAGCAUGUCGGGUGGAGAGGAGUAUGCGGAGCUGGACAUCGACCCGGCGGACCACGCUACGAUGGAUGCGUUGGGGGGCCAGACGGAGGCGGGCGAUAUGGGCGGGCGGACACUGGCAGAUCUGAUUUUUAGCAAGAUGGAGGGUGGGGCAGUGACGCAGGGGCAGGACGAUGAUGAGGCUGAUGACGGACCACCUGAUCCGAGGAAAGGUCUGAACCCUAAAGUCGUUGAGGUGUACACCAAAGUCGGCUACCUUCUCUCCCGAUACAAAUCCGGUCCCCUCCCCAAAGCCCUCAAAAUCCUCCCUUCCCUCCCGCACUGGGCCCAGCUCCUCGCGCUGACCGAACCCGCCAAAUGGACCCCACACGGCACCUUUGCAUGUACCAAGAUCUUCGUGUCCAACCUCAAGCCCAGCGAGGCGCGGGUGUUCCUCGAGGGUGUAUUGCUCGAUAAGGUCCGGGAGGAUAUGCGGAUGAACAAUGGGAAGUUGAAUGUGCAUCUGUAUGAGGCGUUGAAGAAGGGUCUGUACAAGCCGGCGGCGUUCUUCAAGGGGGUGCUGUUCCCUUUGUGUGAGACUGCUUGUUCGUUGAAGGAGGCAGCGAUUGUGGCCUCGGUGCUCUCGAAGGUGUCUGUACCCGUCCUGCACUCGGCUGCUGCCCUGCUCCGUCUCGCUCAGAUGGACUAUACCGGUCCCAACUCCCUCUUCAUCCGUAUCCUCCUCGACAAGAAAUACGCCCUUCCCUACAAAGUGGUCGACGCGCUCGUCUUCCACUUUAUCCGGCUCGCCAACUCGCCAAGGAGUAAAUCAGGGGACGACAAGCUGCCUGUAUUGUGGCACCAGAGUCUGCUUGUGUUUGUGCAGCGAUAUGGCUCCGACUUGACGCCGGACCAGAAGGACGCACUGCUUGAUGUGAUCAGGGUACGGCCUCACCCGCCUAUCAGUGCCGAGAUCAGAAGGGAGAUUGUCAGCUCGGUAGAGAGGGGCCAGAUACGGCCGGAUGAUGAGGGGGAUGUGGUGAUGAAGUGA